AUGGCUCAGGUAGCUCUAGAUGGUAAAUUGGCUUGUCAAAUCCUUCUGGCAUUCCGAGUCCUUCCUUCUGGCAUUCCGAGUCCUUCCUUCUGGCAUUCCGAGUCCUUCCUUCCGACAGGAAAAGUCCUUCCUUCCGACAGGAAAAGUCCUUCCUUCCGACAGGAAAAGUUUUUCUUUCCGACAGGAAAAGUUUUUCUUUCCGACAGGAAAAGUUUUUCUUUCCAACAGGAAAAGUUUUUCCAGUUGUCCGUCCGUAAACCAUUCAAAUUUUCGAAAAUUGAGAACUUUUUGGUCGAACUUCAGAAAAAGUUUUUCCUUCCGACAGGAAAAGUUUUUCUUUCCGACAGGAAAAGUUUUUCUUUCCGACAGGAAAAGUUUUUCUUUCCGACAGGAAAAGUCCUUCCUUCCGACAGGAAAAGUUUUUCUUUCCGACAGGAAAAGUCCUUCCUUCCAACAGGAAAAGUCCUUCCUUCCGACAGGACACAAACGAAUGUCCGACGUACCACCAACCGAGUCCAUUCCAAAGCCAGAAGAACCGAAAGCUGCAGAACCACAACAGACUAA
Molecule: messenger RNA, 564 nt
Organism: Trichomonas vaginalis G3
Lineage: Eukaryota; Parabasalia; Trichomonadida; Trichomonadidae
Exons: 1
Coding region: 1-564 (187 amino acids)
Source: RefSeq, a predicted model, not a curated record